Messenger RNA from Cotesia glomerata, 887 nucleotides. RefSeq lists its product as uncharacterized. NCBI's taxonomy places the organism in Eukaryota, Metazoa, Arthropoda, Insecta, Hymenoptera, Braconidae. The record is from RefSeq and is a predicted model, not a curated record. The transcript is spliced from 2 exons. Bases 51 to 818 code for a protein of 255 amino acids.
UGAGCGGACGACUGCAACAAUAGACUACGGGCGGUCCGGGCUACCUGAGUAUGAAUAGCUUUCUUUCUUUCUUGUCAUAUAUUUUUAGUUUACUUCUCUGGAAGGCAAAAAAAGAAAAUAAUGGAAUUGGUGGUAAGGGUGCUGGUAAAUUGACUGAUAAAGUAAUCACUCAGUUGUCUGCGUACUACGGAUUAGCUAUCCGUCGUCAUCCUGAAUCCGUUGAAGAUAUGAAACGAGAAAUAUGGGCCACGUACUUGCAUAAAAUUUCAACUGAUAAGAAGCCUCAGCACAUGAAUUGCCCUCUUGGACCAGACAGCUGGUGCAAGUGGCAGAAAGCAGCAGCCGAAGGAACUGAGGAUGACUUUCACCAUGAAAAUCCACCUCUAACUGAUAAGGUUUUAAAAGUUAUGAAACCUAUUUACGAAUGCUUAUCAGAUGAUUCUUUAUUAGAACGUUGCUUGGGCAGCGAAACUCAAAAUAACAACGAGUCACUUAACUCUUUAAUAUGGACAUUUGCACCCAAACAUAUCCAUGCCGGGUCCCAGACAAUUGAGAUUGCUAAUUGUUUAGCAGUUUGCAUUUUCAAUCAAGGCUUUUAUCCUAUUUUACAAAUAAUGAGUCUAAUGGGAAUAAAAAUAGGUCUGGAAUCCCAUGGGUUUGCUGUUAGGCGCAACGCAGUAAGGAUUGAACGGUCUGAGGUUCGAGCUUCAGAUGCUUCAAAAGAGGAAAGAACUGCUCGUUAUACAGAGAGAAAUGCUGAAAACAGUCAAUAUGAAGUAGAGGAAGGCCCAAUAUAUGAAGCUGGGAUGGCUGAUUAAGAGAAUAUGGAUACAAAGGGAGAAAUCCUUUUCACGAGGACACGGCCUUUUUUUUUCUCUACUUCAAGG